Molecule: messenger RNA, 1557 nt
Organism: Penicillium canariense
Lineage: Eukaryota; Fungi; Ascomycota; Eurotiomycetes; Eurotiales; Aspergillaceae
Product: nucleic acid/nucleotide deaminase domain-containing protein
Exons: 2
Source: RefSeq, a predicted model, not a curated record
AUGUGGAAGACAACCCAAGCCCCCGCCACAGCGUGUGCUGAGACUAUCGCUCUCAGCUCCUUCUUUUACAAAGUUCCUGCUUCAGUCAUUCGAAAUACAACUAAUCAGUUCUCAAUCGACCAAGAAAAUUAUGUCUUGCCUUUCUCUAAAGAGCGUAGGCUAACCGAAGUUCUUGCAUUCCUGGCAAAAGCCAAGGAUGGGCGGGAUCACAUACCUGCAAUUUGCGUUGAACAGAACUCAUCUGGAACAAGUUUAAAUGUCAUUCUAGCCGUCAACAAAAGCACAUAUGGCGAUGGAAAUGAAAUUCUGCAAGACCUGAAAAGAAGUUUUGACAAAAUAUUCCACAUCCUUCAUGAUUCACAUUUUGACAAGUAUGAGAUCCAAAGGGACAUUUUCGCGUCAAUUAUCUCGAUGUGCUCACCGCGAAUACUACAUCGGUUGCGACUCGAGCGGGAGGCAACUAAGACGCCCAUUCAAAAUCUACUGAAGGAGGCGAUAUUUAAUGUUCGACGGAUUAAUUCUCAGAAGCUUCAUAGCAAAGGUCUAUCAGGUACCUCGUCAUCAUUUAUCUCAGAGGCAAACAAGGUCAUACAACUAGUUGAUCGAUGGGUGAAGAACCAAACUCUGGAUAAGCUGGGUGAUCUUGUGGAAGGAAUACAUCACUUGCAACAGACAGCGCCACACUUGUACGAUUUGUUUGACUCGAUUUCGAACAAUCACAUGAAUCCGUCAUUAAGGGCAAGUCUAUUGAACAUCAUCAGAAAGGUCUCAAGAUACUGGGAAUCUGCCAGGCAACUAUAUCGUACGGCAAAGAAAUUUCCAUUGGUCCGAAAUAUGGAAAUUCAAUUGGCAAGCCUGCCCCAGAAGGCAUUCGAGAGUCAAAUAAACCCCAGCGAGUUUUCUGACCUAAAGUCAUGUUUCUCCAGGCUUGGUUUCAUCAAGGGACAACAAUAUAGUGUGUCUCAGUUAUGUCGCAAUUUGAGACUUGAUGAAAAAGCUGCCCGAGCCAGGUAUGAAAGAGCCCAAACGGCUCUUUCAGCACCCAAAAUCCACGCUGAAAUUCAAAUCAUCGCAUUUUGUGAAAUGCAAGCCUCGAAGCUGUUUCCACGAGUGGUUAGUUCAAGCAAGGACGCGUGCUUUCUCUGCAACACUUUCAUUCAACUAUAUGGACGAAUGCAUACGCCAAGAGCCCACAGUCGGCUUUACCCCGGCUGGAGACUCCCCAGUCUUCCACAAUUCAGAGUCCUCCAGCAAAAUCUCAAUAAAAUACUCAUUGAAAAUCUUCAACAGAAUAUUUUGCUAGGCUUAGCUCAAGGGAAACUGCCUGUCCGUCCGCCACCCAAUGAAAGCACUCUUCUUACCUUAUCGGCCUCGGAAACAACGGUGGAGCUCGUCUCGGAGAUCCCAGAAGGAGAAUUUUCUUCAUUGGAUUCGUCUAUUACUCUGUCGGGCGGUUCGCCAAAGCUUGGCCCUUCAUUGGCAACCAACCGACGUUCAAGCACUAGGACUACUUCGGAGAAUUCAUGUACUACACUUUACCCGCCUGAGGGUGGACUG